Messenger RNA from Trichomonas vaginalis G3, 870 nucleotides. RefSeq names its product phage tail repeat-like family. The record is from RefSeq and is a predicted model, not a curated record. The transcript has a single exon. NCBI's taxonomy places the organism in Eukaryota, Parabasalia, Trichomonadida, Trichomonadidae. Bases 1 to 870 code for a protein of 289 amino acids.
AUGUAUGUAAGCUAUAAAAAGAAUGAUGGUACACAAGUUAAAGUUCCAUUAGACAACAACUGCUACUUAAACUUAUAUGGAGACGAACAAAAGAAAUAUUUAAGAGUUUAUGAAAUGGCAGAUAUGACAUUGCCUGACCCAGCUCCAGCACCACAUUAUUAUGACUAUGGAGAUGACGACAGAACACCACAUGUAGAUGAACAAAAGCUAACAUUAUAUUUAGAUUAUUAUAGAUAUAAAAGAUAUAAUGCAAUAGAAAAAACGAGAAUAGUAUAUUAUUAUACAGAUGACAGAAAUAAAUAUUAUAGUCAAGAUUUUACCUACCCUGAAAACAUAAGAUUAUAUUAUAAAAAAUAUUCUGACACAAACCAGAAGAAACCUGAAAUAGUUGCACUAUAUUUUAAGUUCAAAAGAGACAAUCCUAUAGUAUCUCAUAUGUUUGAUUUAAUGAACCCAGUAGGUUCUAUUUAUACAUCUAUGGAUGCAAGAGGUCCUCAAGUAAUGUUUGGUGUUGGUGCAUGGGAACAAAUAGUCGACAGGUUUUUGUAUUGUGCAAACUCUUCAAAGGAAACAGGUGGAAGUAAAACGAUUUCAGGUGAAAAUUUACCUGCACACAGUCAUUACAUAGAUUUAAGUACAUCUCAAGCAGGUUGGCAUAAGCAUAGAUAUUGGGAUUGGUCAGGAAUGACAAAUGGUAAAGGAUAUGAUGUUAAAGACGACGUUAAGUUUGCUAUAAAUUGUUACUGGAGUGACACUCAGGGAGAAGGAAACCAUACACAUUUCGUUUCAGGAUAUACACAAACAACGGGACAAAGUAAAGAAUACAUGCCACCUUACAUGACAGUUUACGCAUGGUAUAGAAUUGCUUAG